This is a messenger RNA of Pseudoliparis swirei, 3074 nucleotides long. It is a transcript of the gene phf23b, whose product is annotated as PHD finger protein 23b. NCBI's taxonomy places the organism in Eukaryota, Metazoa, Chordata, Actinopteri, Perciformes, Liparidae. Gene Ontology annotation, biological process: negative regulation of autophagosome assembly; negative regulation of autophagosome maturation; positive regulation of protein ubiquitination. Bases 555 to 1505 code for a protein of 316 amino acids. The record is from RefSeq and is a predicted model, not a curated record. The transcript has 5 exons.
GCCCCGCGCGACACACUACGCUGGCAGCCUCAAGAGGUUUCUGCCGCGCACGGAGAAGACCGUGCGGAAUAAAGUCAAAACUCCAGUCGUUUUGUGUGCGAAGAUACGAAAAAAAAAACUUCAUCGGAGAAGUUCGCGUUACGGACCUACAUCAAGACAAAUCUAAGGAUUUUUUAAAACGAUUUUGCUCCACUUUAUUACACAGGGUUAUAUAAAUGUAGUGCUGAAGAAAAGCGAGCUCGUUAAGCAACAGAGGAAUUAGUAUUUUGUCGGCUAAUAACGUUAGUAAGCGACAGUUCAGAGGCGGUUUGCUUGUGGUACGUUAACGUGUGCUGCUGUAACUGAUCCCCCGGGAGGGAAUCUCACAACUUCGACCCACAGUGUAGUAUUUGCGAGGACGAGUGUCUUUCGCACCCGUGGCUUGUUGCUGCUGAAGUUCCCCGGCGGUAAGGUGCAGCCACGCCGGGGGAAGCACAGCGCGACGGCCGCUACUCUCCGGCUAGCUCGCCUGCUGCUUCUGUUUCUUGGAUCGGGGCCUUGUCGGUGAGGCGACAAUGCUUGACAUAAUGUCUGAGCACCAAGAUUCACUGUUAACGUGCAAAACGGAACCAUUGCCCCCAGAGCGGAAAAAGAGGACCGUUGAGGACUUCAACAAGUUCUGCAGCUUCGUCCUGGCGUACGCUGGUUACAUCCCCAGUCCAAAAGAGGAAAAUUCAUGGUCUCCAACAUCAUCCAGCUCUGCACACAGUUCAGGGUUGUCGGUGGAUGGAGGCGGUGGAGGCAGCAGCAACACCUGGGCAGACGGAAGCUCCAACAUCCACACCAUCCACACGUUUGUUCGGAAAGCUCGAGCAAAUAAGGGCAAAAGUAUUCGCCGCAUGCACUCUGACAGCACUCUGCUGGACAAGAUGCGCCUUAAAGACUCCCUGUACGAGAGCCAGGUCAACACGAAGGCCGAGCGCAAGAAAGACAAGAAGCUGAAAAAGCUGUCGCUGGGUUCCGGCAUGACGGCUGCAGAUAGCGGCAGCAGCGAAGGGGAGAAAAGGGCUCGCAUCAAACGCAGCAAAAACUCAAAACAGCCAAAGCCUAAGAAGCUUAAAAGUUCCACUGCUCAAAGUGAGACGGACUCUGAGGUUCAGCAUACACACACAGAGGUACGACCCGCCAGGGAGGAGCUGACGGAACACGGGGGCUCCACCCCGAGCAUACAGGGGCUGGGGAAAAUGCAGCCGGACGAGUCCAUCAGGGAAGAGAUGAGCUCCAGUGAGGGUGAGACCUGGAUCGCCGACGAAGACAUUAUGGUGGAGUCAGGGGAUGACUCAUGGGACUUGAUCACCUGUUACUGUGGGAAGCCAUUUGCAGGACGGCCGAUGAUCGAGUGCAACCAGUGCGGCAUUUGGGUGCACUUGUCGUGUGCAAAGAUCAAGAAGUCAAACGUUCCAGACAUCUUUUACUGCCACAAGUGCAGGGACUUGAGGCGGUCUGGACACAAAAAAGACCCCUAGACCUAAAGAGGAUGGGAGGGACAUGGAGCACCCACCCUGUUGUUGCUGUCCUCUUUGACACUUGUUUUCUUUUAUGCCUACAGCCAAAACAGCCUAAAUUAUCACAUGGAUGGCAACUAUAUUGUCAGUUUGUAGGAUUUCUUUUGACAAUCACAACCAUUCUUAUUUAUCCCCUCGCGUUUUUGUUUUCUUUUCGGGUUUUUUUUUGGCUACUGUGAAGAACUGGACAUCAGGCAACAGUAACUAUGGAGACUCAUUUAUUGGUUACUAAUGAUUGCUUCAUUAAUUGGCUUUAUUGUUGUAUACCGUGCUGGUGAUGUGCACAUACACCGUCACAUUUAAUCUCAUAUCCACUGUCGCUGCAUUUUGAGUUGUAAAUUAUUUCUUGAGGAUAUUGACAAAUCAGUAAACAUUUCCCUUAGUAUCUCAAGAAGUUAAAUUUCCCGUUAAUGCCCAUUUCCUUUCAACUUUUCCAAUCAAUGCAAGUUUUACACAUUGGCAACAUUUAUUGCGUAAAGGAUGGAACAAGUCACCCAAGUUAUUUGUCUCAAUGUAUGUCAUAGAGUCGGAUGAGGAGCGAGUUUUUAUUUUUCAUCGUAUUUUGGCGAUUUAUUUUUGAGUUUGCAUUUUGGUCGUCAGUGAUGAUCACUGAACUUUAACGUGGAGAGAUUUCACUCUCCUGGAAAAAAAAAGUGAUCUUUAAAUUCAUAGAAUCUGUCAACAUUUAUUCUUUUUAUUUUAUUUUUUUUCAUCUGCAAUUGUAUCUAAAUUGCUACGUCUCAAAUUGCACACAGACAAGUCUUGCGGCAGUGCACUUUUAAAAUAUAAACCCAAAUACCACCCCUCUGCAUAUAUGGGUGGUAUUUGGGACCCGAUGGGCUUCGGCUGAUUUAAAUCUGUACUUGGCAUGUAGCUGUGUACAUUCAUGAUUGAGCGCUUAAUGUUUCUUCCUGUCUGGCUUGUUUAAUCAAUGAUAGCCAUUUACCAUGAACAACAUUUACAUUGAAAGCUGUUAAAUUUUGAUGUCUUUGUUUCAUGUGCGGUUUUAGUUUUCCAUGUUUUAAAAAACUCAUCUGACGUGAGGGCGUAAUGUUGCUGGAAGACGAAUGGUUUGGCGGCGCGUUACAAAGAUCAGUAGCUCUGAGGCUCGUUUAGGAAUGGUUGUAAAAAAUAAUUUUUUUCUGUUUUCAUAUAAUUGUUUAUUUCUUAGCUUUCUGAACAGCGGGAUUAGGGAUGCGCCCGCAUCAGAGAAUGGACAUAAGAUUGUCUCACAUCGAGAACAAAGUUGUAGUGUACAGAAAAUAAGUUGACGCUGCGUAGGUUGUGGCAUUUGUUUAUGUUGUUUGGUUUUACCAUGUGCUUUUUCUUUUGUUGGUGGGAGAGUCUUGUUCUCCAGUAGCAGUUGCACUCUCUCUACAACUUAAAUUCUGUGUACAUAUCCUGUUCUUUGACAACUGUACAUAUGUGAAAGUGAAGAGAGAAAAUACCGAAGCAAAAUCUAUAUUUUCUGCAGUCUGAUAUUGUUUUCUUUAAUUGUAGCUUGAAAAAUAAAAGUCUUUGGGAACAUAA